This is a messenger RNA of Heterotrigona itama, 644 nucleotides long. The record is from the annotation of a GenBank genome assembly. Lineage: Eukaryota; Metazoa; Arthropoda; Insecta; Hymenoptera; Apidae.
AUGGAUGUGAGCAAGAGCGAGCCGAGCAAGAACGGGCCUGUGCAACGAGAAUGCGGCGGCUGCGGAGAGGUGAUCACGGAAAGGUGAGUAUCAAUUUGCACGACUCAUAAUUGACGAAAGUAUAAAGAAAUGAUUUAUCCUCUCCUGCAAGGAUGAUAUCGAUCUAUUAUUACAUUGUAGAUCACAAAACGCAAAAAUUCGAAUAACUGACCUACUGUUAUAAAAUCUGAAUAAUUUUUCUUUCGGAGAAUUGGGAAAUUACCAGAAAGUACAUUUUCUUCCAUAUAUUUUAGAAACAUUUAAUGUUCCUGUCGUCAAACAUUUUUUUUUUUUUUUUCCAAUAAAGAAAGAAGGAGUAAAGACUGAGUUUUUCAUACUACAGGUAUCUUCUGAAGGUAUUGGACAUGUUCUGGCACGAAGACUGCUUGAAGUGUAACAGCUGCAACUGCCGGCUCGUGGAAGCUGGCCCGUCGCUUUUUAUAAAGUCUAAUCUCAUAUUAUGCAAGAAGGAUUAUCUAAAACUCUUUGGACACACUGGUCACUGCGCGGCCUGUAACAAAACCAUUCCAGCUUUCGAGAUGGUGAUGAGGGCAAGAACGAACGUCUACCACUUGGAGUGUUUUGCGUGUCAACAGUGUAAUUAC